GGGGCUCGCACGGCGCCCGGGCGGGGCGGGCGGACGGGCUGCCCGCCGCCCUCCGGGGAAAUAAAAGGCCGCGGCCGGAGCCCGCCCGCGUCUUUCUGCGCCGCCGGCACCAUGACGGCCAUUGGGGCGCAGGCGCAGAGGCUGCUGGUGCACCGAAGACCACAGAAAUCCUUCUUUGAGACGCUCAUCAGGAGCCUGAUCAUCUUGUGCGUGGCAAUAGCAGUGGUCUUGUCAUCCAUCUCUGUCUGCGAUGGCCGCUGGCUCUUUGCAAGGGGGCAGCUCUUUGGACUGUGGCACUUCUGCACCGUUAGCAAUGGCACUGUCCUGAAGUGUGUCACUGACCUCAGCCUGGCCAAUGUGGAGGGGUUGAGUGUGGGGAUGAUUCCCAUAAGAAGCAUGGUUGCCUUUGCUGUUGUGGUUGCCAUCUUUGGCCUGGAGCUCCUGAUGGUGUCCCAAGUCUGCGAGGAUGCUAAUGCAAGGCGGAAGUGGUCAAUGGGCUCAGUUCUCAUCCUCUGCUCCUUUUUGCUGUCGGCCACUGGAGUUUUGAGCUUCUCCAUCCUUGUGAAGGAUCACCUCACCUUCACGGGUUUUGCGCUGACAUACUGGUGUGAGUUCGUUGCUGCCUUUCUCUUCUUCCUUAAUGGGAUCAGUGGACUUCACAUCAACAGCCUCACACACCCCAGGAACAGGGUAGGCAAAAUCUAGGUGCAAAGCGUGUACAGAAAGGCCUUUGUGUAAUCAGCUUUGCCAAUUAGACUGGAAAAAAAGGGAGUCUAAUGAAGUUUGAAAAGUACACCGUGUCUUAAAUUGUGUUCAAGGAGGGGAAGCAUGAGUCAGUCCUGGUGCCUGUAGAAGACAUACCCACCCACUGGCCAGCGUGGAGGGUGGCCCAACGUGAGCAAAGCACGGACUGAGACUGGCUGUUGCUGAAGUGUGGGGUUUUUUGAAGGAGCGGCUUCAGGAAGAUGGUGUCCCAUUAAAUGUGCAAAGGGCUGGCAGACUACAACCUACUCAUGUGGGCUCAGUUCUGAGGUUUAUACAAAGCUUGUAUUACUGGAGGUUUGGUGUUGCUGGGCUUUUUCCCCUACUCUGGCGCCUGUGAAGAAUGUAACACAACUUUAAUGUGUCUCAUGGCUUUGCUCUGUCUCAGGGACAGAUGAUUUGUCCCUGACUGUGCUCACUGGCAUGGAGUAUAGAAAAUCUUCACUGGAUCUUUCCUCCAUUUCCCUUUCAAAAGAGAAGGCACACAGAUCUUGAUCUGGUCACCAGUGUUGUUUUCUUUUGGCAUGUUCCCUGUAUCUGUCCUUUCCCGUGAGAGAGGUGCAGGGAGAUGUAGCUGCCUGUAUAUCACAUGCCAAUAAGUCACCCAAACUGACUCCCUCACAGCCCCUGCAAAGUUUACAGUCUUGGGGCAUUGCUCUUCCUGGUUUUCUUUUUACCCCUUUUGUGCAAGCAGGACAAGGUCUGCAGGGGCUUUAAGUUGGGCAUCGUGGCUGGGCAGACCAUGCUGAGACCACUGCACCUUCUGCGGUAUGUUUUGGUUCUCAGAGUGUCCUGCUGGGGCAAUGGGAAAUCAACUCAUCUUAUAGUUGAGAGUUUCCUGUAGCAUUUCCUCUGGGAGGAUAAAGCUCUAGAUCUUCCUGACCAGACUAAGUCCUUUUCUUCCCUGAUUAACAGUGGGCCUGGGAUGAGAAGCCCAAGAUUGCCCAAGGAGGGUCUGAUGGAAGCAGCUGUAAUCUGUCACAGCUGGUGGAAAUCCAAAGAUACUGAGACAAAAUUAUAUUAAGGCUGGUCUUCCUCCUGCCAGUGCCGGAGUCAAGAUCUCUACAAUUGCUGCAGCUUUGAAGGUCCCCAAGGUGUCUGAUGGAAAAUAAGAAAAGACCUCAGAGGUUGGGUUGCCCCACAUGUAUCCUCCCUGCCCUAUAUACAGCACUCCAUUGACCACAGAUUAAAGUGUCUUCGGAGUAUUUCAGGGUCUCGGGUUAAAUGUUUGGUUUCUAUCCUCUGGUAAGACUGCUUGUAUUUUUCUGUGAGGACAAAUGUUUCUAUGUGUUGAACAAGGUUUUCAUUUCCUGCGCAGCAAGUUUGACAGAGUUUUUUACCUGAAACAAAAGCAUCAUAGCACAAGGGCUGGGAAGGUUGUGUAGGUGAGCUGUGAGUAAACAGCUUUGUCUUUGAAAGUGAAGAAUCCUAAGUCCUGCCUGAGCAUACAUCCACACCUGCUGAACGUGCUCCUGUGGACUCACCUUCAUGAGGACAGUUUCCAUUCCUUCUCAGAUUUCCGUAACUUUUCCAGACAAUGCUCCUAAGGCUGUUUCACAAUGCAGUUUCAGACCGGGCUUGCUCUGGACAGUGCCAAUUGUGCUUUUGCAUGUGCAUUGGCCAUCUUUCUGGGGAGAUAAUGCACAAAGCUGUGCAAGCCAGCCAGCUCCCUGAAGCUUUUCCAUGUUUGAGGCUCUGUCAUGGUUUCUUGACCCUCUCAAGGACAAGGACUUGUGCCUUUAACCUGUUUCUGGAAAACCACACUGUGAUUCUGUUUCUGUGAAGGUGCUUUUGAUUUGCCAGAUUGCACUGUUGAGGACAUGCUAGUGGGCUGAACUUGCAAAUGCUUGUGUGAACAGUGCUGUUGGCUUUAGCAGAGCCACUUAAUCCAGAGAGAUUCUGCAAGGUCCAGUCUCAAGCUGUUUCACUUCGGUGUUACCAAGUGGUAAAGUGCCUUAACUAACCAAUAAAUCAGUUGUGGUGCUUAGGGAUACCCAUGCCAGGCAGGACAGUUCCCCUCUGUGAGGUCAAGAGUGUCCAUGGCUUGUCUAGAAACAUGGAUGUAAUUUUGCAGUGCCUUCUUGGUGACAUUCAGAACGGGAAAUAAUUUCUCUGUGCGUGUUCCCCUUUUAGCUAGUGGGCAACAGUGCCAGACUGAGCCCCAGCCUGGCGCUUCCCACUCGGGUUAGAGGGAGGCAGCAGAUAAUUGGCCAUUGAGUUCACCCAAGACUUGGUGGAAAUAUGAAUGAUUUUAGGAUGUCCUCUGCUAGCUGAAGAGGCCUUUUGUUGGGGGUAGGGAAUCCUCUAUGGAAAAUAAAGUAAUUCCUUUUUCCAACUGGCUUUGUGUAGUACUACUUGACUUAAUGAUGCUAGGAGAAGAUGCAUUUUGAUGGCUAAAUACUACAAAACAAGGUUGAUUGUCUUGGAGACAUCCUUAUAUAGAGCAACUUGUGCAGCAAUGGGUAACGGCUCAUUUUCUGAAGCCUGUGGAAGCAACAAGCAAUAUUCCUGAAGUUUGUUAAAUAAAUUUCUUUGAAA
Molecule: messenger RNA, 3300 nt
Organism: Columba livia (rock pigeon)
Lineage: Eukaryota; Metazoa; Chordata; Aves; Columbiformes; Columbidae
Gene: TMEM37
Product: transmembrane protein 37
Exons: 2
Coding region: 112-705 (197 amino acids)
Cellular component (GO): membrane
Molecular function (GO): voltage-gated monoatomic ion channel activity; calcium channel activity
Source: RefSeq, a predicted model, not a curated record